Paralichthys olivaceus (Japanese flounder) is the source of this 2936-nucleotide messenger RNA. Lineage: Eukaryota; Metazoa; Chordata; Actinopteri; Pleuronectiformes; Paralichthyidae. The record is from RefSeq and is a predicted model, not a curated record.
UCUUGUCUUUAAGGGAAGAAGAAGAACCCUGGGCUGAAGCUGGCCAAAGAAGUCUUUGCGCAGCCCCAACCAGCAGCACCAGCGGCCCCUCGAGAUCUUGACUCUAAAGCUUGCGUCACAAUUGGAGAUCAGAACUUCGUGGUGAAGGCGGAUGACUUGGAGCAGAUUGCAGAGCUGGGAAGGGGAGCGUAUGGUGUGGUGGACAAGAUGAAACAUGUGCCCAGUGGUGUUAUCAUGGCUGUCAAGAGAAUUCGUGCCACAGUCAACAGUCUGGAGCAGAAGAGACUUCUGAUGGACCUGGACAUUUCUAUGAGGACAGUGGACUGCUUCUUCACUGUGACCUUCUAUGGCGCCCUCUUCAGAGAGGGGGAUGUGUGGAUCUGUAUGGAACUAAUGGACACGUCCCUGGACAAGUUCUAUAAGAAUGUUAUUGAGAAAGGCAAAACCAUCCCCGAGGACAUCUUGGGAAAGAUCGCAGUAGCAAUUGUCAAGGCAUUAGAGCAUCUGCACAAUAACCUGUCAGUGAUACACAGAGAUGUGAAACCCUCCAAUGUCCUGAUCAACACUCAGGGCCAAGUUAAAAUGUGCGACUUUGGCAUCAGUGGCCACCUGGUGGACUCCGUGGCCAAAACACUGGAUGCAGGCUGCAAGCCCUACAUGGCGCCCGAGCGGAUCAAUCCUGACCUCAACCAAAAAGGCUACAGCGUCAAAUCAGACGUAUGGAGUCUUGGUAUCACUAUGAUUGAACUGGCCAUUUUGAAAUUCCCCUACGACUCAUGGGGCACCCCGUUCCAGCAGCUCAAACAGGUGGUAGACGAGCCGUCUCCACAGCUGCCUGCUGACCGUUUCUCCCCAGACUUUGUAGAUUUCAUCUCCCAGUGCUUAAGAAAGAAGCCAAAUGAGAGACCUGCUUAUACAGAAUUAAUGCAACAUCCAUUUCUCACCCUUCAUGACUCCAAAGAGACAGAUGUGGCCAGUUUUGUCAAGGUCAUCCUGGACGACUGAUGGCCCCCCCCUCCCCAGGCUCCACCCCAUCAGGGUAGGCGGGACCUCUCAACAAAUGAACCAAUGGCCUAUACUUAUUUUAAACCUCACUGGAAUGACCGACUCACAUGCACCUACACACAGCAGGCGGGUGGGGAUGGGGGCGACCCAAAGACUGACAGCAGCCCAGAAGCACUGGAGGGGGAGGGUGGCGUUAACAUGAACGUAUACGGUCAACUGGAGAGGUUCAAUUCACUCCUCCACGCCUCCCGUGUGCGCAGUUAUCCAACAUGACAAAUAUGAACCGAACCUGAUUUGUUUUUUUUGUCUUGUUCUUUUUUUUUUUUUCCUUUUUCUCUUUUCAAAAUGAACAGAGCCAGCCAUUAUCUUGACAAAUAAUGUAUGAAAAAGUUGAAUUUCAUCUGCAAAACCAACAGUUAAUGUGUACGUUGUUGCAUAUUGAAAGCUAUAUUUGCAUAUGCGUUUGUAUGUUUUCUCAUUACAGAGUUUUGAUACUGUAUAUCAUUGACAAGUGUGAAUUUUACCAGACUCUAAGGCCUUAUUUGAUGGCGUCAGGUGAACAUUUUGACCCAGUUCUGUCCUGAGGCAAUUGGUCAGUGUACAGGACUGCAGCUGCCAUGGGUCGGGUCGUCGGAGGCUCCAUGGCGGCGAAAAAAACGUAAGAAAUGUCAAAGGUCACAUUCUGGGCAAGAGGAGUUGCAAAUCAUUCCUAGAUGGCUAGGCGGUGCGAGGCAGGAAUGUAAUGCAUCCCAUAUCAUCAGUGAUCCCGGGUGUAACCCUCCUUGGAGUGACCCCUCAGUACUCUUCUUUCUUGGGUUUAAAGAGCAGGCUCCAUUAUUACUGCCUGGAAAUAUCUGGGGGUUGCCUAAUCAAGCUCACAGCUUUAGCCUAUGUCUGCGUGCCAUUUUGCAAACACAUUCUCAUGAAUGACUUUUUAUGUUUUUUCCCUCUUUUUUUUGGACUCGUUCUGGCCUUCAUUGUUAUUUUAUUUCGGCAGCAUUUACAAUUAUUAAUCCUUUUGCCUACCUUUCUCAUUUCUGGAAUCUGCAUAGUCUUUACAUAUGAGGCACGUAACGUUUUCCUUUUUUUUUUUUUUUUCAGAGACCUUAAUAUGCCUUACACAUACAGUAUGGUAGGGAAAUAAUUUAUGCAUUGAAGAUGUAAAUACUAUCUCCUUUUUUUAAAUGUAACAUGGCACUGUCCCAAUCCUGGCAGUGUAGAUGAAUGGUAGAAUGGUUGGUAGUAGUUAGUUUUAAUCCAGCUUGAGGCGUGUACACGAACACUUGUACUCACAGUGCCAGCUGACUGUCGUACGCCUGCUUUGGACUGACGUCGCUGUUUGGCUCCACAGGUUUCUGUGCUCCCCUUCCUGCCCCCAGCAGGUCACGCUCUCCUCGAGUGCUGGACCGAGAGCCUCUUUUCAGUUCAAUAGGGGGCAGCCAUUAUCUCCCCUGUCAGACCAUGCUAUGCAGAGCCCCUUGGACUCAUCUAGAAGCCCGCACCCCACUCCAAGUGUUCAGAGACUGUGAUGAUGACGGUGGUGAUGAUAGUAAUGAUAAUUGCUGUGCCUCUGUGCAUAGCUAGAACUCAUUGCCUCUCUGGUUUACACUGUAGUGCGACCUUUAUCAAAAGUCAGUGAGUUAGGAGUAUUUAUGAUUGUGAAUAAUAAGGGAAAGUUAGCAACACCACAAAGAAGCUGCUGGGUUUUUUUUUUUCAAUUACAUUUUUUGGUUGCUUCUUUUGUUAGUUGGCCUUUGGAUGGCCGUUCCCUUGGUGUGUAAAAGUGAGUUUUUACGCUGAUCACAAUGAGAAUGGAACACUUGCUCUACCUCUUACUCCUUCACUCUAUUUGCCACCUUUUUAUUGGGUGGGAAUGACAAACUUGAACUAUGGAAAAACAAAAAAAAUAAAGGCUUUAUUGUUCAGUUUGA